GAAACAAAAACACGCUCGAGUUCUCGUCUCCUAGCUGCACUUAUCCGCCGAAGAGAGUCGGUCGGCAUUUUCAUCCGGCUCCGUGCGCUAUCUUAUCUCCGUUCGCAUCCACGUUAUCGGAUGUAGCGGUACCGUCGUCCGGGGCUCCGCAAUGCAUUCAGACACACGCAAUGCAGGUUCUAGCGAGUGAGAGAUUAGCGAAACGAGCGGGCGUGUGCAAAAACGAUGAGCUAAACUUUCUUUUUUUCGCUUAGCACGCUGUUAUGGAUACGAAAGUAGGUGCGGUUGUUCGUUUCUGACACGCCGCAGACGCCCCCUCCUCCUGCGGUCGGAUCAGCGUAGACGCCGCAGCAAGAACAACAUGGCCGAUGCCGACAGGGACCCUCCUGUGCACAGAGUUCGUCACCACGCGUGCGGCGUCAACUGGCGGCCCACGCGAUUCAUCGACGACGUGCCGUACUACCACACCUGCGGCCUGUGCAAGGUGAUACCGAAGCGGACGGUGUUGCUGCCAUGUUCGCACGUGCUGUGCCAGUCGUGUCACAAGGGCAGCGUUGAGGAAGAGGGUGGCGACAGUGGCGUGUGUCCCUUGGACCAGGAACCGUUCCAAGUGAGCGAGUGCGCCCGGAUUAAGUUGUCCGUGACGAAGGCGAACAGCCUCAAAGCGUACUGCUGGAACCAAGAGCACGGCUGUGAGUACGUGGGCACCCUGCAAGACAUUCUUGCACACUGCGAAGAGGAGUGUGCCUUUCAUGCCGUAUCCUGCCCGCGUUGCAGAGAGAACGUUCUACACGCCGAUCUUCCGGCCCACUACAUGGACGGUUGUGGUGAGGGAGACAGCGAGUCGUCGACCGAAACCCAAGAGUCUUCGGAACAGAACGGUGAAUGCAACUCUCGUGACGAAGGCUUCAGUCUAGAAGAUGUCAAGGCGUUCCUGGCGGAGCUUGAGGUGCUCGACACUGAUUAGCAGGAACAAAAUUGAGAGCCUGCUGUCUCGACCGAAACGAUACGAGAAUUCUUGCGAGAACGACCUUUGUUAUUUCCCCUUUAUGUGAUACAAUAGGGAUGAAUUAGGAACAUUUUCUCGAGUAUUUAUUCGUUUUCGAUGUCGCCUGACGUUUACAAGCGCCAUGAGUGGCCGUGAUAUUUGGUGCAAUCAUGCAGUGCCCAAGACUGUUCGACACAACGACACACCUUAGUUUCUUUAUGUUUUUCUGCAUAUUCCUUGGCCAAUCAACCCUGAGAUCCACAGGAAGAUGGAGGCUCCAAGCAAUGAACAGUGAUUGAGACGGUCAUCUCUCCUUCAGCAACAUGCCAUCUUCGACCACUGUUGAUGAGAUUUUGUGUUGUUUUGUUUCCAUUUGUUAUUGUUUUUCAAUCUUAGCGCUGCCUCUGACUCGUCGACUGAAGUGCGUGAAUUGAUCCAGUGAAAAUAAAGAUUUUAAUACUUUUGC
This is a messenger RNA of Dermacentor albipictus, 1454 nucleotides long. Its product is annotated as TNF receptor-associated factor 6-B-like. Lineage: Eukaryota; Metazoa; Arthropoda; Arachnida; Ixodida; Ixodidae. The record is from RefSeq and is a predicted model, not a curated record.